UCGCUCCUAUUUAUACAUCGGAAAAUGAAAGGACAGCAAAAUCCGGAACAGAGCAUGUCACGGCGACACAAGCUCUGCUCUGAGAGGCCAUUUUAGCGGAGCGUUUACGCCCAAAUUUAGCAGAGCUUUUAGCGGCCAAAUAUUAUCUCUGAGGAGCCAUUGGUCAAGAGGUAUUGGGGCCAAAUCUGGAGGAGUUUCUAUAAGCGUUUUGAGCCCUUUCAGGAGAAGGGUUCAGAGGAGCUUUGGUAAGCUAUUUUGGCCCACCUGAGAGGAUUUUUUAGGGUUCUUUUUUUUUUUUUUCGUCAUAAGGGGCCAUUUCUGCCACCUUUGGAGGUGGUUUUGGUAGUGUUUCUCUUUUGCCACCUUUGGAGGUGGUUUUGGAAGUGUUUCUUCCCAGCAAAAUUUUGGGCAGAGUUUAGAGGCGUUUCUCAGAUGCAGAGCCCCGUUCUCUCCCACUCGCCGAGCUUUGGCAGAUGCCAAUCGGCUAGAUUUAGCACGAGCCCCACUAUCUUCAGAGAAGCAGAGGAGGAGGCAGCCUGUGCUCGACUAAGCGAUGACGAAGACUUUGAGUUCGCGGCCCCAAACUUUGAGUUCGCGGCCCUUGACUUUGAGCCCAAAUCUGCCGACGAGCUCUUCUUUAAUGGCCAAAUCAAACCGUUUUUUGGCAGGGAAAUUUCUCCAGCCAUCUUUCCGGCGACGGAAUCAUUGGAUUCCGGUGAAACUCAGAAGCCAGCUCGGUUCCCCUUGAGAGACCUCUUCUCUGAGGAGACCCGGGCCUCAUCGGUCUCUCAGGAGGAUCGGCCCUCGUCGGCAAAUGGUAUCAUCUCGCCUGAAAGUGAUGUCCCUGUGCAGGUGAGUAACAGCAAGGUGUCGGAAACUUCCGAUUUGGAGGGGCUCUCACCGGAAACUUAUUGCGUGUGGGCCCCACACAAGACCGGGAAGAGUAGCUCGGCUGGAUCUUCUAGAAGGUGGAGACUGAGGGAUUUGUUGCAUAGGAGCGGUAGUGAAGGGAGUAUUCCGGGGAAGGUUAAGCCAUUUGCCAGUGACGUUAAGGCGGUUUCCAGUGGAGGAAAGGCAAUCUGUGGCGAUAAGUGUGAACGGAAAGCGAAGGUCAAACCGGUUUCCAGUGAGACAAAUGGGGCUUCAGGUGAAACUGGAGCCGGGAAAGCGAAAGUCAAGCCGGUUUCUUGGGAGACGAAGGUGGUUUUCGGUAUGGUCAAGAAGGGCGAUUCAAAAGCGGUUUUGGGUGAACCAAAAGAGGUUUCAGGUGAGGGAAAGGUGGGUUUGAAUGGGGCUAAGGCGGUUUCCGGUGAACCCAAGGAAGUUUUUGGGGAUGGAAAGGUUGUUUCAGUGGAGCGGAAAGCCGUUUCAGGAGGGGUAAAAGCGGUUUCUGGUUUUGCGGUGUAUGAGAAUAGCGGUUUUGCGAAGAGGAAAUCUUAUUUGCCUUACAAGCAAGAGUUGGUGGGGUGCAUGGCUUUUCCCAACAUUAACGGUUUGAGCAGGACGCUUCAUCCUUUUGCAAGCUCAUGAUUUUCCCCUUUUUUUUUUAGGGGGGGUGAUUUUUUUUUGUUUUUGUUUUAUUGUUGGGUUUUUUCUUUAAUGGAAAAGGAAAUUGAUAUUCCUUUUUAGUUUUAUUUUUAAUUUGGAAUUGGGUGUGUUCCAUGUACAUAUUUGCUUGUGUAGAAAUGGUUUUGGACCUUGUUUGUGGUUGGGGCUAUUUUUUUGCUCCUUUUCUCUUAUCUAAAAAUCCCUUAUUUUUGGGGGAAUUCCUAUAUGUGUAAUUUAUUAGUCCUUUUUAAAAGUAUAUUUUUCUUA
Molecule: messenger RNA, 1815 nt
Organism: Amborella trichopoda
Lineage: Eukaryota; Viridiplantae; Streptophyta; Magnoliopsida; Amborellales; Amborellaceae
Source: RefSeq, a predicted model, not a curated record